UAAACUCUGCGACGCCGCCAGACGGUCUGCUCCGAUGUCUGCAAGUUGAGUCUAAUGAUAUUUUUGUACUUGUGGAAAUAGUCUGGCCUUUUUAACUCCUCAUAUAAGGAUGACCGACUCAAAGAAGGCGGCGGGCGACGUCGCGAAACGUGGGGAAAAGGACAAGGAGUUGGAAAAAAAGAAGCGGUCCCGCGUCAAGCAGCUGCUCGGCGACAUCAAGAAGCUGGUGGAGUUCUGGUUUGGAGACGUCAACCUUCACAAGGACCGUUUUCUGAAGAAGCUCAUCGACGAGUCCGACAGCGGGUAUGUCGACAUUUCCGUGCUGACGAGCUUCAAUCGGAUGACAAAGUUGACGACCGACACUAAACUGAUCGCCAGAGCGCUGAAAAACUCCUCUGUAGUUCAGGUCAACCUCGAAGGAACUAAAGUGAGACGUAAACAUCCGCUCAGCGAGCCACCGGAUAACGUCGACAGUCGCACCGUUUAUGUGGAACUUCUGCCCAAAGACGUGUCGCACAGCUGGAUAGAACGAGUGUUCGCCAAAUGUGGGAACGUGGUGUACGUCAGCAUCCCCAGGUACCACAGCAGCGGCGACCCCAAAGGGUUCGCCUUCGUCGAGUUCGAGACAGAGGAACAAGCUCAGAAAGCCGUAGAGAUGCUGAACAAUCCCCCCGAAGACGCUCCAAGGAAACCAGGGAUUUUCCCCAAGACGUUGAACAGGAAGCCCAUUCCUUUUCCAGACGACGUUCCACUGCCACAUGAAGAAGAGAAGAAGAAGCGAAAGAAGAAGAAAAAGAAAGAAGGCGCAGCAGCGCAGGCGCCCGUAGAAGAAGUCCAAGAAGUUGCCAUGGAAGCGGAGGAGGAAAAGAAACCUGCAGCAGAGGGCGAGGUGGAGCCUUCCUGCACUGAGAAGACUUCGACUAAAGUGGAGAAGAAACGGCGGCGGUCGCAGACGGCGGACGCACUUGAAAGCAGCGUACCGUCGAAGAUUAGAAAAACCAGCGCAAGUGAGUCUGAGGAGAAGGAGAAAGACGGAGCACAGAUCUGCUCGCCCACUAAAAGUGACACCGUUGAGAAAGAAAACGAGGAUGACUCGACUGUGAAGGCGAAGAGGAAGAGAAAAAAGAAACAUAAAGAGAAACUAAAGAUCGGGGAGGAAGUCAUCCCACUCCGUGUCCUAUCAAAGAAAGAGUGGCUUCAGCUGAAGGAGGAGUACCUAAUCCUGCAGAAGAGCAGCAUGGCGUCGCUGAAGAAGUGCAUCAACAAGAUCUGUCGCAAGGAGGAGAGCGAGGCUCCGGAUGGAAACGUGGAGAUGAAAAGUAAAGAUGAGAAAGAGAUGAAACGUAAAGAUGAACAAGAAACCAACCAGGGCCCUCAGUUUGUUAGCGGUGUCAUCAUGAAGAUCACUGACGACAAACCGUUACCAGCCAGGAAGAUCAUCAAAGGCGCUUUGUCCAAAGUCUCUCCAGUUGCUUACAUCGACAUUUUGGAGGGAGACGUGGAGGGUCACAUCCGUUUUCACACCCCGCAGGAAGCUAAAGCCGUCAGCGACGUUAAAGAAGAGCUGCAGAAGGAGCACAGCUGGAAACUGGAGGUUCUGACAGGUGACCACGAGCAGCGGUACUGGCAGAAGAUCUUAGUGGACCGGCAGGUCAAGCUGAACCGUCCCAGAGAGAAGAAGCGGGGCACAGAGAAGCUCAUAGCCAAAGCCGAAAAAAUCAUCAUGACCCGAGCCAAGGAGGCUAACAAGCACAUCCGCUUCAACGAGGACUGACGUCUACCGUUUUAACCCCUCAGACCAUCA
Molecule: messenger RNA, 1804 nt
Organism: Nematolebias whitei (Rio pearlfish)
Lineage: Eukaryota; Metazoa; Chordata; Actinopteri; Cyprinodontiformes; Rivulidae
Gene: larp7
Product: La ribonucleoprotein 7, transcriptional regulator
Exons: 13
Coding region: 110-1774 (554 amino acids)
Biological process (GO): RNA processing
Cellular component (GO): nucleus
Molecular function (GO): mRNA binding
Source: RefSeq, a predicted model, not a curated record